UGACCCUGCAGACCCCCAGGUUGGGCAAGAGGAGGGGGCUCGGCCUCUUGGAGUUGCCCUGGGGGGGGCUGCCAUCUGGGGGUCCCAGAAAGGGCUUUGCAGGGGAAACCUCCACCAACCUGCCUUGUGCCAGCCAGCCUGGGUCUGGCGUUGACAUGAAGGCAACGGAGAAGCGCUCAGGCUGCUGUCAAGGCUGUGGGGCAACCUCGGAGGAGGAGGAGGAGGAGGAGGAGGAGGAGCAGAGCAUCUGCUGAGAACCGAAAGAGGAAAUCCUGCCUGGAGCUUGGAUCUGCAAUGACAGGGAAAUCCGUGCGGGAUGUGGACAGAUACCAGGCUGUCCUUACCAGCCUACUGUUGGAAGAAGAGAACAGAUACUGUGCAGACUGUCAGGCGAAAGGGCCAAGAUGGGCCUCGUGGAACAUCGGUGUCUUCAUUUGCAUCCGCUGUGCUGGAAUACACCGGAACUUGGGAGUUCAUAUUUCCCGGGUAAAAUCCGUCAAUCUGGACCAAUGGACACAAGAACAAAUACAGUGCAUGCAAGAAAUGGGAAAUGGGAAAGCGAACCGCCUUUACGAGGGCUACCUGCCUGAGAACUUCCGACGGCCCCAGACAGACCAAGCAGUGGAGAGCUUUAUCAGAGACAAAUAUGAAAAGAAGAAGUACAUGGACAGAAGCCUCGACGUCAACAUGUUACGGAGAGAAAAGGAUGAAAAAUGGAAGAAGGACGCAGCUACUGGAAAGAAAAUGGAGCCAGUUGUCUUUGAGAAAGUCAAACUGCCUCAGAAGAAAGAGGAGGCUCAAACGACAAAACCCCUUUCCAGAUCCUCAGAGCCAGUCAUAGACCUGCUGGGACUCGAUGUUCCUGUUUCAGCUGCCCUCCCCAAUGGAAGAGCCAGCAGUUUGGAGAAAGAGUUGGACCUAUUUGGAUCCCUGGGCACUGAGAGAAAGGUUGCUGGCUCAAUGCCCACAGCUGGAAGUGCUGGCUCUGUUCCUGAAAAGCUGAACCUGUUCCCUGAGGCAGACAGCAAGGCCGAGGAGACGGGGAAGAAGCAGCUGUCCAAGGACUCCAUCCUCUCUUUAUAUGGCUCCCAUACGCCACAGAUCCCUGCACAAGGAACCGUGUUCCUAGCGCCAACCCAAAUGGGCUACCCAGCCGCCUAUCCCAAUUUCCCAGGCAUGGCACCACCGAGUGGCAUGAUGGCACCACCAGUGGGGGUGAUGGCGCAGCCAGGAGCGGCAGCAGGCAUGACAGCACCUAUGGCGAUCCCAGCAGGUUAUGUAGGCGGCAUGCAGACCGCAGUAAUUGGGGUCCCCACUGGGAUGAUGGCAACACAGCAAGCUGGGUACAUGCCUGGCAUGGCACCUGUCCCACCACCAGUGUAUGUUGUACAACCAGCUCACCAAUUACAAUGGAACCUUGCUCAGGUCACGCAGCAAAUGGCAGGGAUGAACUUCUGUGGCACAAACGGGGUGAUGCGCUAUGGACAGUCAAUGGGCAGAGGGGGUGCCCCAGGAACCAAUCAAGCCCUCAGUUCCCAGUUCUGUAUGAAGCAUCGGUUAUUCCCUGAUGUUCUGUUUUUACUUACCUUGCUGCUGACUCUCCGACGGAUAUUCCUCUCGCGAACGGACAUCCAUUCUGCCAGUUUCCCACCUCAUGUUCAAAACACCGACGGAGUCUUUGCCACCUUGGCUCAUCCUGUCCAUAGGCGAGCAUUUUUUUUAAGGAGGGCGGACCAAAGAUGGCAGCUGGCCCUUCCGGUAGAUGUGACCAUCAUUUUCAAAGCCUGUUCUGGGAUUGCAAAAGGAGCGAUCACGAUGGCUGGUGUGACCUCUGCGUCUUUAGUCGAGGCUUCUUCACCUCAAGGCACUUUGUAUUUUAGGACUUUGGCACCAAAUACUCUUCGUUUUUUUUUAUUCCACCAAUACAUUCCAUGAUUUUGGUGGGUGUUUUACGAAACUACUUCAUGAGCUUGAAAUGCGUUAUCCCUGGAGAGGAGCUCCAUGAGCCCUCAAGCACAAAUUAGGCUUCUUUUCUGAAAGUUGAGAGUUGGGAGGAGACAUACCUCUUUUAAAAGCAAGUGCUGCUUGUUUAGUCCUGGCAUAUUUAAAUGCUUUUUUUCCCCCUUUCUCCCCACUUUAACCUUUGAAAGAUCUAGCCUAGCGUUUCUCAAUCUUGGCAACUUUACAAUGUGUGAAUCUCAACUCCCAGAAUCCCAGUGCUUGCUGGGGGAUUCUGGGAGUUGAAGUCCAUCUCUUGACGCUCCUGAGGUUCAGAAACACUGCUUUAGCUGAUGCUGAAGGUCCAGAAUCCUGGCAAGUUUUCAUUUGCAUUUGUUUUCCCUCGUGUAACUCUCACAAGCACCCAGCUUGCCCGCAUGAUGACUUUAUCGGAGGGGGGGGGAAGCAUCAGAGAUGGGGCCAGUCUCCCAUCUCAGUCAUUUCACACAAGCAGUGAUCACCCAGUCCAUAAUUUUGAAAGGUUUUUGUAGCACAAAUUGAAGCCAGGCCACCUACUUUUAUCUUGUGUAUAUGUAAAUUCAUUAAUAAAAUGCUGCAGUGAAACUCUUUA
Molecule: messenger RNA, 2569 nt
Organism: Crotalus tigris (Tiger rattlesnake)
Lineage: Eukaryota; Metazoa; Chordata; Lepidosauria; Squamata; Viperidae
Gene: SMAP2
Product: small ArfGAP2
Exons: 12
Coding region: 295-1935 (546 amino acids)
Molecular function (GO): GTPase activator activity
Source: RefSeq, a predicted model, not a curated record